Messenger RNA from Hipposideros armiger (great roundleaf bat), 1779 nucleotides. Its product is annotated as antigen WC1.1-like. The record is from RefSeq and is a predicted model, not a curated record. The coding region runs from base 1 to 1779 and encodes 592 amino acids. Gene Ontology annotation, cellular component: external side of plasma membrane; membrane. NCBI's taxonomy places the organism in Eukaryota, Metazoa, Chordata, Mammalia, Chiroptera, Hipposideridae. The transcript has 7 exons.
AUGGCUUAUCUGGGCCCUGUAACUCAUGAUCUCUCACAAGGCGACAAUCAUCUUAGGGUUCAACUGGGGGUCCAACUUAUUCACCUGGUGAUUGGCAGUAUUGAGGCCUUGGUGGACAUGGUGGAGCUGAGGCUGAAGAAUGGAGGCCACCGCUGUGAGGGGAGAGUGGAAGUGAAGCAGGAAGGAAUAUGGGGCACAGUGGGUGAUUACAGCUGGUCCUUGAAGAAUGCAGCUGUGGUGUGCAGACAGCUGGAAUGUGGAGAUGCUGUUGACACUUCCAGAAAGCCUCCUCUUGAAUCAGGGGCUGGGCUCACUUUGUUGUUUUCUUGUAAAGGGACAGAAUCAACUGUUAAAGACUGUCAUCAUUAUUUUCGUUUGUACAACAGUAGGUAUAUCUGGAAUGCUGGAGUAGUCUGCUCAGGAUUUGUGCGUCUGGUUGGAGGGGAUGGACCCUGCUCAGGACGAGUAGAAGUGCAUUCUGGAGGAGACUGGACUCCAGUGUCUAACAGAAACUUUACGUUCCCCACUGCCCAGGUCAUCUGUGCAGAGCUGCAAUGCGGCAAAGCUGUGUCUGUCCAGGUGGAUGUGCCCUUCAGAAAGUCAGAUGGACGGGUCUGGGAUAAAGAGUUCAGGUGUGAAGGAGAAGAGACAAGCCUCUGGUUCUGCCCUAGUGUGCCCUGUCUAGGAGUCCCUUGCCAGCACAGUGGCACUGUUCAAGUUGUGUGUUCAGCAUACACAGAAGUCCGGCUCAUGAAAAAUGGCACCUCUCAGUGUGAGGGACAAGUGGAGAUAAAGAUUUCUGGAGAAUGGAGAAUGCUCUGUGCUUCCCACUGGUCUAUGGCCAAUGCCAAUGUUGUCUGUCAUCAGCUCGGUUGUGGAGUUGCCAUCUCUACCCCAAAAGGAGCAUGCUUUGUGGAAGGAGGUGAUCAGAUCUGGAAAGCCCAAUUUCACUGUUCAGGAGCUGAGUCCUUCUUAUGGAAUUGCCCUAUGACUGCCCUGGGCAUUUCUGACUGUACCAAUGGAAACACAGCCUCUGUGAUCUGCUCAGGAAACCAAAGCCAGGUGCUGCCCCAGUGUGAUGACUCCAUGUCUGAACCAGCAGGCUCUGCAGCCUCAGAGGAGAGAACUGUCAACUGCUCAGAGAGCAGACAGCUCCGUCUGGUGAACGGUGGUAAUCGCUGUGCUGGCAGAGUGGAGAUCCUUCACCAGGGCUCCUGGGGCACCAUCUGUGAUGACAGCUGGGACCUGAACGAUGCCCACGUGGUGUGCAGACAGCUGGGCUGUGGAAACGCCCUCAAUGCCACGGUCUCUGCUCACUUCGGGCAGGGAUCAGAGCCCAUCUGGCUGGAUGACGUGAACUGCACGGGAAAGGAGUCCCACCUGUGGAAGUGCCCUUCCCGGGGCUGGGGGCGGCACAAUUGCUGGCACAAGGACGACGCAGGGGUCAUCUGCUCAGAGUUCGUGGCCCUCAGGAUGGUGAGCGAUGACCAGGAGUGUGCUGGGUGGCUGGAAGUUUUCUACAAUGGGACCUGGGGCAGUGUCUGCGACAGCCCCAUGGAAGCCAUGACCUUGUCCACCAUCUGCAGACAGCUUGGCUGUGGGGACAGUGGGACCCUUAACUCUUCUGUUGGUUUUAGGGAAGGUUCUAGACCCCAGUGGGUGGAUGGAAUUCAGUGUCGGAAAACUGAUAUGUCUCUCUGGCAAUGUCCUUCUGACCCUUGGAAAAACAGUUCAUGCUCUUCAAAGGAGGAGGCUUAUAUCAUGUGUGCAGGUGAAUAA